Messenger RNA from Archocentrus centrarchus (flier cichlid), 2492 nucleotides. RefSeq names its product ras-related protein Rab-5A. The record is from RefSeq and is a predicted model, not a curated record. The coding region runs from base 249 to 899 and encodes 216 amino acids. The transcript has 6 exons. Lineage: Eukaryota; Metazoa; Chordata; Actinopteri; Cichliformes; Cichlidae. Gene Ontology annotation, molecular function: GTP binding; GTPase activity.
GCGGAAGCGCUUGUUUGUGUUUUGGUUCUAAGGGGAAGUUGCGAGAAGAAAGAAAGGAGGAGACGUGACAGGAUUGUUGAAAUUAUUUUCUUGGUUCCCCCCAAGUAACACCAGCUCAUCAAAGUGGUCCCAAGUUCCGUGUGUGCGAACUGCAUCGGUGCUAUUUGAAGUCGUACGUCGCCUGGCUCUCAGCAGAAGUCCUGACAGUGAGGUUCGGCACACAGGAUACCUGUGGAUCUGACUAGGUCAUGGCCAAUCGAGGAGGAGCUACAAGACCCAAUGGACCAAAUGCAGGGAAUAAGAUCUGUCAGUUUAAGCUGGUGCUGUUGGGGGAAUCAGCUGUGGGGAAGUCUAGCUUGGUACUUCGCUUCGUCAAAGGCCAGUUCCAUGAAUUCCAGGAAAGCACAAUAGGAGCGGCCUUCCUUACCCAAACAGUGUGUCUUGAUGACACAACAGUGAAGUUUGAAAUCUGGGACACUGCAGGCCAGGAGCGUUAUCACAGUUUGGCACCAAUGUAUUACAGAGGAGCACAAGCUGCCAUUGUGGUCUACGACAUCACAAAUGAGGAGUCCUUUGCACGGGCAAAGAACUGGGUGAAGGAGCUACAACGACAAGCUAGCCCUAAUAUAGUCAUCGCUUUGUCAGGAAACAAAGCUGACCUGGCCAGCAAAAGAGCUGUGGACUUCCAGGAUGCCCAGUCCUACGCAGAUGACAACAGCUUACUUUUCAUGGAGACAUCAGCCAAGACAUCUAUGAAUGUGAAUGAGAUAUUUAUGGCCAUUGCAAAGAGAUUGCCAAAAAAUGAGCCUCAGACUGCGGGAGCAAACACUGGGCGCAGCCGGGGAGUGGACCUGACGGAAACUGCCCAGCCAGCCAAGGCUCCAUGCUGCAGUAACUAACAUGAAGAACACCCUCCUCCCUACCAACCUGUAUAGCAGUAACUAAUGUGGCCAAUGCCCCAAAUGCCACUGCAGUUACUAAUGCAAAGUGUUGCCCAUACUCUGAAAGAAGAAAAUAUGACCUGUGCCCCCACCGCACCAUCCACUCUUAACAUAGUCAUUGCCAUCACACUGAUCUUUCUUUGUGGCUCUGCUGCCUCUUUUCCUCCAUUACGGUUCUGCUGCUACCUGGGGAAGCCUCCUAACCACUCUGUCUUACUUUCUACUAUCAAGCUUAUUAGAUCUAUCACAUUAUUGAUAAAUCAGUGAUAGCAGAUAUUAGAAACAUUAGAGCACCCUUCCUCCCAUUGUCAUCAUCCUUAGAGCGUGUAGAUGUGAGUUUCAUCUGGGGGAAGUGAUCACUUCCCUUUUCUGGGAUAGCUUAAGACUUUACACUUGCAUUUCUAAUACCAGUCUUCUGUUUUUGUUCAUUUUUUUAUUACUUUGUUGAUUAUUGUUUACUGUAAUUUUUGUAAAAUUUAUGGAUGCACAUGCACAGCAUAUUUAGAUGGCCUAAAAUACAAAAAAAGCAAAAAGCGUUAUUAUAACUUCUGUCUGCAGUAUUGCAGAAAGGUUGGUUGGAGGAGUGUAUUCUUGUCAGCCUCAGAAAGAGGAAAGGUUGAGGGUGGAGAGAGAGAAACCCUUAGCUCUGUCUCUCUCUUGUGUCUUGGACCCUUUUUCUUGUAGUUGAAAAAAAAAAAUGAAUUGUGGUCCUUAUAGCCCCACCCCUUCCAUUAAACUCAAAGUAGCACUAGUGCAUAUCCUCUCACCUGCUUGUAGCUAUCCCUUGUGGCAUUGUGCAAUGUUUCACAGUAUUUACUCUGUGAGUUGAGUUGUCUGCAAGGACCAGUGCAAACAUGGUGCAGAGGCCUCUAGGGUACACGUCAGUGUCACCACCUGCCCGCCUCCUGAUGUGUCCUUUCAUAAACCUUGUGUAGACCAUCCUGUUGUCGUCAUACUGCGGUCUCUUGGGUUUCUGCUUUUGAGUGAUUUAGUCUUGUGCGAUUACUUUUUCCAUUGUGUCAUUGUUGCUCGACUGCUGGGUUUGCACUAGGGAAAAAUCGAAGGUGAUGGUCGUGAGUGGGGAGUUGCAAUAUGUAAAGUUGCUUCAUUAAUAUCGGAAUCGUAAUUGUUUGACAUCCUCUCUCUAUUAGAAAGUGCUUUAGACACGGUCAUGUGUCAUUAUGUACAACCUGGGCCUGGACUUGGUGUCUGGCGACAGAUUACGUUGGUAGACUUAUUCACACGAAUUCAUCCGUGUGUUUGUUUGAACACACAUUUGCACAAUUAAACACACACGCCACUGUCUUGUCUCCCACCCCGAUUCCCCAUCAGACCUAAACAUCAUUGUACACGAGCAUACACACAGUCUGUUACACGUCAUCCACACCUUUGUCAAGCACACACACACAGUCCCUCCUGCACCCCACCCCCAUUGUUACACACAAAGACUCAUGCACAUAGAGUACUAUUAGUAAAUAACUCUUUUUACAGGUCUCUUACUCAUGCCUUGCACUAAUGAUGCUCAUGAAUAUAUCUUGUCAUGAUUUCAGC